Messenger RNA from Polyodon spathula (Mississippi paddlefish), 7540 nucleotides. Its product is annotated as proto-oncogene tyrosine-protein kinase ROS-like. The record is from RefSeq and is a predicted model, not a curated record. The transcript is spliced from 41 exons. Gene Ontology annotation, biological process: regulation of TOR signaling; multicellular organism development; cell surface receptor protein tyrosine kinase signaling pathway. Lineage: Eukaryota; Metazoa; Chordata; Actinopteri; Acipenseriformes; Polyodontidae. Gene Ontology annotation, molecular function: transmembrane receptor protein tyrosine kinase activity; protein binding; ATP binding. Gene Ontology annotation, cellular component: signaling receptor complex; membrane. The coding region runs from base 1 to 6954 and encodes 2317 amino acids.
AUGAAGCAAGCCCAACAGGUAACCUGGCAACUACCCUCCCCAGCCGAGGGUAAGGUGGAGAUGGUGCAGUUCUGCAGAGUUGGCUGUGAAAAUAUCCAUGAGAACAGUGAUUGUAGCACAUCAGAAACUGGGAGUGUCUCUCAGCAGCCUGUGGCAAGCAGUGUAGGCGCUACAUACAUCACCCUGAAAUGGAAGACAGGAAACUCCAGUGAGAGUCUCUAUGUGAUACAAUGGAGAUACACAGAGAUCCCUGGAGACUGGAGCAGUACAGAGCCGGUGGGUGGCUCCAGGUACAACGUGACAGGCCUUCACCCAUACACAGAGUAUGUUUUUAGAGUGGGGUGGUUGGGCUCACCCAGCUUCUGCACACUCUCCUUGGACAGCAGGCCAUACAGAACUGCAGCGGCCGGGGUGCCCUCCUCUGCCCCUGAGGUCUCCUCUCUGGACAGCCCCAGCCCCAGCUCUGUGUUUGUCAGGUGGAUGCCCCCCUUGUUCCCCGGUGGUCCUGUGACUGGGUACUUGCUCCAACUCAGGAAUGACAAGGAGAGCUUCUACAGGGAAGUCAGUGGGCAGCGACAAAACUACACCUUCCACUUCACAAAACCAGCCACCACAUACAGGUUUUCGGUUGCGGCGCGGAAUAGAGAAGGCCUUGGACCAGCUGCUCUUUCCAAUAUAACCACUGUGGCACAGCCAGAGCAGAGUCUCCACCCCACCCUGUGGCUGUCGCAGCACUCUGUUAUGUACAGAAGUGAGCCUGGGAACCUGGAAGAUGUUGCUUGUGUUAAAGCUGAUUGGAUCACUCACAACAUCACAGGUAUAUCCGCUGAUCUGCACAGAGAUGAGCUGUUCAUUUCAGACUCUGUAGGCAUCUGGGGUGUGUCCCCUGAGAACCUGGACAACCCUCAUCUGAUUCAUCAGAGCCCUCAAGACCCCAUCAGUGACAUAUCCAUAGACUGGCUCUACAGAAACCUGUACUUUGUGGUGAAUCAGCAGAUUAUGUUGUGUGAUCUCACAGACUGUUCUGCAAAGGUAGUCACUAUCCUUCCACAACCUUCUUUUAAAAUCAUUGCAGAUCCCCUCAAUGGAUAUCUGUUCAUUGGUCUACCAGACGGUAUAUAUUGUAUGGAUCUUCCAUUACAAGGCACCCUAUCUCCCGAGGUAAACCUAUUGAAACCAGUGGUAAAGGACACAACGCUGCUUGCCUUCCAAACUGACCCAGCUUUCAAAAGGCUGCUUUAUCUGAACGGCACUAGAGGAGUGAUCCAUUCUGUCUUCUUGGACGGGACUGGGCUGGUCACAGAGCCCAAGCUAAUGAACAUUGAGUCCAGCGCAGUGAUGGCGAUAGCUUAUGGGGCGGGUGCUUUAACUGUGACCGACGGAAGGAAGGUGUUCACUGAAGAGCUGCACGAGUCUGGCUCGACGCUGAUCGAGGUGUCUGUGGAUUUGUGUGAUGGAAGCCAGGAUUCAGAUUUUGACACCUUGUUUCUGUGGGAUUUGGUAACACAGCCUAUACCUGCUCCACAACACCAGCCUAGGGACUUGCAAGUCCUUCUGGGAAGUGGAUCAGCAGCUUUACAGUGGGGAACACCAAUGAGGGGAAGCAAAGUAGGCCCCAGUGCGUGGGAGCAGUGGCAGUAUGAUGUUCAGGUUGGAGGUGAUGACGGCAGCAGCAGGGUCUUCACUGGGAUCAAUUCCACAUGCCUGUCUGUAGAGGACUUGAAGAGCUCUGGACUGCACAGCUUCAGGGUGCGGGCCAGGUCUCCAGGCGGGGAGGGACCCUGGACUGCACUUUUCAAAGGAACCACACUGCACUCAGGUGUAACCCCUCAUUUUCUCGCUGGAGGCAUCAAUGGAACUUGGAAAAUACAUUUAGACAGAUUUGUCCAUGAAAUGAUUUUGCCUCCUGUUCAGAAUGCUGUAGAUUUUGACUGGAUUAAUGGCUCUCUCUACUGGGUGAAUGCAAGUGGUGUCACUCAUGUUACCAGAAUGCAUGGUUCUGAUUCAAAGACUGUUGUACUGCAUGGUGUCCAGGAGGUGGCAGCAUUGGCUGUAGAUUGGAUUGGCAACACUCUGUACUGGGCAGACAGGAAGACCAACUGGGUGUGGAGGAGCUCAGUGGUUGGCAGCCUCACUGAAAGUGUUGCGGUGGCUGCCGGCAGGGUUAUUGACCUGCAGCUGGACCCCCUGGCAGGCUUUGUGUACUGGAUUACAGCUCACACAGUGGAGGGGGCUUAUUUGAACGGGGACCACCCCAACGUCCUGCUGGAGCUGCCCAGCUUCUCUGGUAAACAGAUCAUGGGUUUAUCUGUGGACUUUGACCACAGAGUCUUCUACUGGGUGACACAGGACAGCACUACCUUUGAGAUCUAUCAAGCAGAUCUGCUGCUAACUGGGCAGAGUAGCAGCAUGAAGCCUGUGAAGAUCUUCUCCUCAGCCAGCAUGCGCAUCUCCAGGCCUGCUCUGCAGUACUGUAGCGGCAGGCUGGUCUGGAUCAAUCAGGAGGGAUCACUGCAGCUCUUGGAAGUGGGGUUGAAGCAGGGCCUCGUUGUCUCUCCUGCGGUGAGGGUCUCCGCUUUCACCGUUGUGCAGCAGAAGCCUCUGCCAGCUGGUUCCUCUACCCCUCCAGAAGUUAUUCCCACACCUGUUCCAGAAUCCUCUUUUCAAAUAAAUGGAAACAUUUCGGAAUUGUGUGUGUCCUGGGAAAAGUCUGGAAAUGUGAACCACGGAAAUGUGAGCUACCUGUUUGAAUCCCGAACCCUCAAUGUGUUUAAGGAACUGAGUGUACCUUUCUAUUGUCUGAGGGGCCUGACACCUUUCCUAGAAUUUGAUGUGAUUGUGAAGCCGUACACCUACUGGGGAUCUGCAGCUAAAACUGCUGCCUUCCUCCGCACCCCAGAAGCUGCACCCUCUGCUCCAGUCAGCGCCAGGGUGUUUGUGAGUCAGUGGCCGCGCUUCCCUGCAAACAUAGCUGACACGGAGGUGGAGUUUCGAUGGGGCCCUCCCUCUCUGCCCAAUGGGGUCAUCAGGGGCUACAGCCUGUACUACAGCACUGGGAACUGUUCACAGGGCGGCCUUGAUAUCCAACAGGCCUCCGCACAAACUCUACCAGCUAGCAGCACCAGCUUCAGCAUUAAACACACUGGCGCCAACCUGCAAUGGCACUAUUGCUUUCAGGUAUCUGCCUUUACAAGUGCUGGCUUUGGUGAGAGAACUGGUGUUGUGAUGGCAAGUGCAGAGUCAGCCCCAGCUCCUUACCUGCUGGUUGUGAGAGACGGGCGCGCUCACCUGCUGGAUGUGGACACGGAGCAGGCAGUGAUGACACUGCCUGUGUCGGCCGUCAUUGACCUGGGCUAUGUGGUUCAGUCACGGCAGCUGUUCUACUUGACUGAGAAUUCAAUUGUGAGCACUGGACUGGACGGAGGCAAUAAAACCCAGCUGACUGACAGGAGCCUGCCUGGGGUUCCUCGAGCUCUCGCAGUGGACUGGAUGGGGAGAAGGCUGUACGUGCUGUCAGGUGAUCCAGACACUACAGGCAGUACCGUAUACCUGCUGGAUCUCGAGCAACAGGACAAGAAGCUGCACAAACUGCUUCACAUCAGCCAGGAGAUCUGUUCCUUCUCAGUGUACCCCAAGAAAAGCCUCUUACUCUGGACACAGGGCUGCUCUGGGAACUCUUCUGUACAGGCGUACAGUUUAGUGGACGGGACGAUUCGAACGCUGCUUGGCCCCGGGUCAGACAGCACUGCGCCAUCUUGCACCUGUCCCAUGGCUGGAGCCCUGCUGUCCGGCGGCCUGACUGUGGACACUGCGGGCUCGGGGGACAGCACGCUCUUCUUCACCACAUGGGACUGGUCAGUCUGGGGGGCUGAUAUCACAGGUUGCAGGUGCUGGAAAGCUUUGAACUUCACUGGGGCUGAAGGUGUCAGGACCCCCACCCUGGCUGCGGAUUCAGUGGCACUGUAUUGGGUAAAUGAAGUUUCCAGCCAGGUGGUUAUUCACAGAGCUGACAAGACAUCAGGCCGGCUUCUGUCUGAACUGUACCAGCUCAAGCCUGUCAGUGUGAGGAUGUAUGAUGGGACAGCACAGGUUUAUCCAGGCCCUGAGUGUCUGGUACCCCUGCCUUACCGGAAUGUGGUGCAGAUUCUAAACAGAACGGACAGCAGUCUGACUCUACACAUCCCCCCGGUGGAGUUUCCUGCACACUGCAGGCAUGUCAGCAAGCCCACCCUCACCUACAUUAUUCACUGUGCUGAGCUGCAGGACAGCGAGUCGAAUGCAACCUGUGUCAGGGGACUGCAGUGCUUCAAACAGGAGGUUCAGUCUAACAAGAUAGAAAUCGAAGGCCUGCACCCGUACACAAGGUAUCUUCUACAGAUCUCAGUGAGAAGCUGGUACGCAGACCUGUCACAACAUCUCGGACCGCCUUUUGUGAAUUGGACAGACUUUGGAGUGCCCUCGGCCCCGGUGAGGGUGGAAGCCACUGUCCUGUCAGACAGUAAGGUGCUUGUGUCCUGGCUGCAGCCCCAGGAGCCCAACGGCCCUCCAGAGGAGCUCCGAUACCAGGUGGAGGUGAACGGGGACACCUGCUGGCCGAAGGCUCCUGUGCGGAUAGAGCAGACUGGAGAGGCUGCACUGAGCUUGGAGCUGGACAGCCUUCACAGUGGAACAGCAUACACCUUCAAGGUGCUCAGCUUUCCACCAGGGGGGGAGAGUUUCAGCAGGAGCAAGGGGGUUGUUGUCUCCACAUUCUCCAGGCCAAGGCCUCCUGGUCUCGUUGCCGUCCGUAACACCACAGCAGAAAUAGUGUGGCAGCCUCCAGAGAACUCUCCACUACACACCUACUACUUCCAGAUCUCAGAGGAUCCCGGCAAUGAAGAAUGGGGUGCAGCUGUGUCUAAUUGUUCUGCCGGUGUAAACGUGAGCUGUGUUAUUGAGGAGCUGAGGCCCUCCAGGCUGUACGCUCUGAGAACCUGUGCUGUCUACUCCACCAAUGUCUCCAGCACGUCCUCACAGAGCCUGUUUCAGACAGCAGCUGGCAUCCCUAGCCAGUCUGACACCCCCGAUGUCAUUCUGGAGGUGGUUUACUGGGCUGAGGCAGAGGACCAUGGUAGCAACAUCACACACUAUGUUCUGGAAGCCAGAAAUGUAGUGAACGCUUCCUCAGGGCUGGGGUCCAGCAGUUCCUCAGAGUGGAUGGUUGUCUUCCAGGGCCCGUGCAACUCCAGCUCCCUGCUGUGCUCUUGGAGGAACCACCAGCUGCGUGGAUCCUUCCAGUUCAGAGUGCUGGCGGUAAACUCUAUUGGCAGAGGGCCAGUGAGCAAACCCAGCAAAGAAUUCACCAUGAAGCCGUACGAGCCCCACGACAGCCUUGUCAUGAUUGUGCUUGGUCCAGUGUGUGCUGUGGUCGUCUUUGCACUCCUUUGCAUAUCCUUAGCAAUAUUUGGACUCAACAGGAAGAGGACUAAUAAGAAAGGAGACAUUGCAACGUUACAUGUGAACUAUAACCCUGACCUGGAGCUGGCUCAGAUCAGGGGCAUGAACACGGCUGUCAUCCAGACCAAUGUGUGGUACACCUCCAGCUUCCUACCAUCCCAACUGGAGCUGGAACUCCUGCCGGUGUUCCCAAGGGAGAAGCUAACUCUCAGAAGCUUCCUGGGCAGCGGGGCCUUUGGGGAGGUGUUUGAAGGCCUGGCCACUGAUAUCCUGGGCCCUGGCAGUGGAGAAGUGAAAGUAGCUGUGAAGACACUGAGGAAAGGUGCCUCUGAUUUGGAAAAGUCUGAAUUUCUGAAAGAGGCCCAUUUAAUGAGUCACUUCGACCACCCACACGUGAUUAAGCUGAUGGGGGUGUGCUUGCAGAACGAGCCCCAGUACCUGCUGCUGGAGCUGAUGGAGGGGAGAGAUCUGCUGACCUUCCUCCGAGGAGCCCGGGGCACGCAGCUUCAAGAUCCUUUGCUGAGCGUCGCAGAUCUCAUUGAUAUUUGUCUGGAUGUUGCAAAAGGCUGCACAUAUUUGGAAAAAAUGCACUAUGUGCAUCGGGACCUCGCAGCAAGGAACUGUCUGGUCUCUGUGAAGGAGUACAGCUGCCCCAGCCGCAAGGUGAAGAUCGGGGAUUUCGGGCUGGCGCGGGACAUCUACAAGAGCGAUUACUAUCGCAAGGAGGGCGAGGGGCUGCUCCCUGUGCGCUGGAUGGCCCCAGAGAGCCUCAUCGAUGGAGUCUUCACAAACUUCUCUGAUGUGUGGUCUUUUGGCAUCCUGAUCUGGGAGAUCAUGACUCUGGGGCAGCAGCCAUACCCUGCCCGCACCAACCUGGAGGUCUUACACUUUGUCAGGACUGGAGGCAGGCUGGAGAGGCCAAGCGGCUGCCCUGAUGAUAUACACCAGCUGAUGCUGAAAUGUUGGACGCGAGACCCUCACAAAAGGCCAUCAUUCCGGUACAUUGACAACUGCCUUGAACACCUGAAAAGAAGCUGCAGUGGCCGCCGUGAUGUUGUGGGCUACUACAAUGAUGGAUACAGGGACAAUGACACCUCCCGGGGUAUUGUCAAUCAAGCAUUUGAAGAGAAUGAAAAUGAGGAGGAGAUCCCAGAAGAGACUCUCUCGGUUGGGGCCGUGCUCACGAUGGUAGGAGAUGACCUGCACUAUGUCACCUACCAGCCCUCAGACCCUGGCUGUCAAAGCACAGGCAUCAGCAGCAGUGUCCACGAUGGAGACGACCCAGGGGAGACCCAUCAGAUGGAUCACAAGCCGUACACUGCAGCCCCAGGAAAAAGGAACAACUCCGUACACACAAUGGCCCAGUCCUCCACUCGCUCCUUCUCCAAGUCCGCUUCCAAACUGCCCAGCCACAGAGCCAGCCCUGCCCUGAGUGCAGAGGCCAGCCCUGGAGUGGUUUAUACCACCGUGGACUGGAGGGAAACGAGGGCUGAUGAGGGAGUGAUCUCUCGCUGCUGACACCUCAAACCUAAAACUCAGAUAAACUCAGAUAGAUAUUAGCUGCAAAGUUUGACUACUUGACCUGUUUUAUUUACUUACACAAAUAUGGCCAUAAUAUCAUUCUAAAGUAAUAGGUUAAGAAGUCAAAUGUUGCAACUCCCUUUUUCUUGAAAAACAGCAGCAGACAACUUAAAGGUCUCUCAAGCAGUCUCAAGUGUCUGUUUGUUUGCUUCUUUAAAAAAAAAAAAAAAAACAGUAAACACUUUGAAAAGUGGCAAUAGUAUUCAACUAGACAAGACUAUCAAUUCAAAUCUUCAUUGUUAAGUUGUACUGUAAUGAAUUGGAUUGAGAGUUGGAAUGAAGUUGUUUUCCGACAGUGUCAAUAAGGAAUUUGUCAGGAACUGAUUAUUGGAAUUCAGUUUGGAAAGAAUAGUUCAGUUCAGCUCUAAUUACAUCUGAAUUCCUGCAGCUUACUGUUAGCAUGUUACUAGUGGUCAAAGACACAGCAGUGUGCAGUUAACUGUGACCCUAGGUUAGAGCUAGCAGGUCAGUGUUAGAACAUAAGAACAUAAGAACAUAAGAAAGUUUACAAACGAGAGGAGGC